CGGUCCUGUCGCCUGGCUGACAGACAUCUAAGCUAACUCCACCGCCGAACACGCUACGGUUGGCUGUGGCCCAGCUGUUAUUACCGUUUGCGCUGCGUUGUUAGCAUGUACCGUGGUGGGGAGCAUGUCUCACCCCCGUGUCAACUCAACUAAUUAUGCGCGUAUAGCUUUCGAUGACAUGUAGCAACGUCAGUAGAGGAUAACCGACUUCCUCCCCACUCGGACGGACACAAUCAGAGCAACAAUGGCCGUCGAAAAUGUGAGUAUGGUGUUCAAGCUGUACUGCCUGUCUGUGAUGACUCUGGUGGCAGCUACGUAUACAGUAGCACUGCGGUACACAAGGACCAUUUCAUCAGGAGAUCUCUACUUCUCCACAACUGCAGUGUGCAUCACUGAGGUCAUCAAGUUAAUACUGAGUCUGGGGAUGCUGGCAAAAGAAACAGGAAGCCCCAGCAGACUGAAGAACGCCAUAGUGGAGCAUUUGUUUUUAAGCCCGAAAGAGCUGCUAAAGCUGAGUGUGCCCUCAGUCGUGUACGCAAUUCAGAACAACAUGGCCUUUGUUGCCUUGAGUAACCUUGAUGCGGCAGUUUAUCAGGUGACCUAUCAGCUGAAGAUCCCCUGCACGGCCUUGUGUACAGUCCUCAUGUUGAAUCGUUCUCUAAGCCGAGUGCAGUGGGUCACCAUUUUCAUACUCUGCUCUGGCGUCACACUGGUUCAGUGGAAGCCUGUAGAAGCUACUAAAGUCCAGAUUGAUCAGAAUCCUUUUAUUGGCUUCAUUGCCAUUGCUGUUGCUGUCAUUUGCUCUGGAUUUGCAGGCGUAUACUUUGAGAAGGUGUUGAAGAGCUCGGACACGUCUCUGUGGGUGAGGAACAUACAGAUGUACCUGUCUGGAAUCAUUGUCACACUGAUUGGUGUUUACAUGAAUGAUGGGGACAAAAUCCUGGAGAAAGGCUUCUUUUUUGGUUAUACACCCUGGGUGUGCUUUGUAAUCUUCCUGGCCAGUGUGGGCGGUCUGUACACAUCAGUGGUGGUGAAGUACACGGACAACAUCAUGAAGGGCUUCUCUGCCGCGGCAGCCAUUGUCCUCUCAACUGUGGCGUCAGUCAUCUUGUUUGGACUACAGAUAACCAUCACAUUUUCCUCUGGUGCCCUGCUCGUGUGUGUUUCCAUCUACCUAUAUGGACUUCCAAAGCAGGACACGUCCAAAUUUAAGACACCACAAGAUAUAGAAUCCAAACAAACUGAUGAACGUGUGAGUCACUGACCUGCAGCAGAGACGCUUUGCUGGCUGGUGGACCAGGUUGCUUUAGGGUCACAUUUCUGGAGAAACAAACAAAAGGAGCUCCUGCACUUGAGAUAUCAGAGAGCCAGUCCACCUUUUUUAUUUUUUUAUUUCAAAUGAACGAACACAGCAAUUGUGCAGAAUUGCUCUUCUAAUCCAGCCCACUUCCACCCGCAUAGAUUGAAUUUGGAUCUUGUCCAGGAAUCUUAAUGUUUUUAUUGAUGGUUUUGGAUAAUCUUUUAUUUAACACACUUUUUUUUUCUUUUCUUUUUUUUUAAAAUGUCCCUCAAUUAAGCAAGUCCUGUCUCAUUAUCGGAGCCACAUGUUGUGAUGUGAAUUUGUUACUUUUACUUCAAAGUAUUUUAAAAAGGUGGAUAAGUACUCAACUCCUUCUCAGGAGUGUUUUCUUCUGUUACAAGGUGGUUACAAAGUUUUAUUUUACUGUUUUUAGGCUCAUGCCGCACAGUGCUUUUAAUAAAUGUGUCCAAAUCACAGAAUGAUGAGAUACUUGGAAACGAUGAAGACUGCAUAUGUUAUGUUAUCGAAGUGUCUUUUGUAUCAGACCUGUGUUGACUUCUGCUCUGGAGAUUACUUUGAAUUUUUUUUAAUUAAAUUGAAAUGAGUUCAUGUUGAAAUAAAAGAUUUGUGAAUUUCUGUCCAA
Molecule: messenger RNA, 1943 nt
Organism: Solea senegalensis (Senegalese sole)
Lineage: Eukaryota; Metazoa; Chordata; Actinopteri; Pleuronectiformes; Soleidae
Gene: slc35a1
Product: solute carrier family 35 member A1
Exons: 8
Coding region: 245-1264 (339 amino acids)
Biological process (GO): pyrimidine nucleotide-sugar transmembrane transport
Cellular component (GO): Golgi membrane
Molecular function (GO): pyrimidine nucleotide-sugar transmembrane transporter activity
Source: RefSeq, a predicted model, not a curated record